Molecule: messenger RNA, 417 nt
Organism: Penicillium salamii
Lineage: Eukaryota; Fungi; Ascomycota; Eurotiomycetes; Eurotiales; Aspergillaceae
Source: the annotation of a GenBank genome assembly
AUGUCUGCUGCUGCUUGUAUCUUCUGCAAAAUCAUCAAGGGUGAUAUCCCUUCCUUCAAGCUCUUUGAGAGUGACAAGGUCUUUGCAUUCCUCGACAUCCAGCCCCUUAGCCGUGGCCAUGCGCUUGUCAUUCCCAAGUACCACGGCGCAAAGCUGACCGAUAUUCCCGAUGACGAUCUGCUUGAGAUUUUGCCCGUCGCAAAGAAGAUCGCCAAGGCCACGGGCGCCGUAGACUUCAACAUCUUGCAGAACAAUGGACGGAUUGCGCACCAGGUUGUUGACCAUGUCCAUUUCCACAUGAUCCCUAAGCCCAACGAGAAGGAGGGUAUGACCAUUGGCUGGCCCUCGCAGGAGACGGAUAUGGAUAAGCUUAAGGCUCUUCAUGAAAACAUCAUGUCGAAGAUGUAGACGGAGUAA